Lolium rigidum is the source of this 1041-nucleotide messenger RNA. Its product is annotated as cytosolic sulfotransferase 5-like. Lineage: Eukaryota; Viridiplantae; Streptophyta; Magnoliopsida; Poales; Poaceae. Bases 1 to 1041 code for a protein of 346 amino acids. The record is from RefSeq and is a predicted model, not a curated record. Gene Ontology annotation, cellular component: cytoplasm. Gene Ontology annotation, biological process: sulfation. The transcript has a single exon. Gene Ontology annotation, molecular function: sulfotransferase activity.
AUGGCGACCAACGCAGGCAGUGUUCCGGCGCCGGCAGGCCCCGUCCCGUUCAAGGACGUCGAGAACAAGAUGGACCUGCAGGUCACCACCGUGCCAUCGGAGAAAUCUCCAGAGGAGCACGAUGACGCCAUGCUGCUGGUAUCCGCGCUGCCGAUCAAGCUCGCAGCCGGCACCAAACUCAAGCUCCGGUGCUACCAGGGCUUCUGGCUGCCGGAGCGCUUCGUCCCGGCGGCGGUCGCCAUGCAGCGCAGCCUCGUUCCCCGCCCCGACGACGUCGUCAUCGCUAGCCUGCCCAAGUGCGGCACCACGUGGCUGAACGCCCUCGCGUUCGCCACGAUGGCGCGCCGCUCCUACCCGCCCGCCGGCGCCGACCACCCGCUCCUCCGCCUCAACCCGCACGAAUGCGUCCCUUUCCUGGACGCCCUCUUCGCCGAAGGCGGCGGUGAGGCCCGCCUUGCCGCGCUCCCGUCCCCGCGCCUCAUGUACACGCACAUGCCGCACGCCAUGCUGCCGCGCGGCUUGAACAAGGUCGUGUACAUCUGCAGGGAGCCCAAGGACACGGCGGUCUCGCUGUGGCAGUUCCGCCGGAGCGCGCACCCGGAGAUCCCGUUCGGCGACACCUUCGACUCCGUCUGCGACGGUGGCAGCACGUACGGCCCGUUCUGGGACCACGUCCUCGGGUACUGGCGCGCGAGCUUGGAGUGUCCGGAGCAGGUGCUCUUCCUGAGGUACGAGGAGCUGCUGCGCGACCCCGCAGAGAACGUCAGGAGGCUGGCGCGGUUCGUGGGCGCGCCGUUCUCCGAGGCGGAGGAGGAUGCCGGCGUCGUCCGCGGCAUCGUGGAGCUCUGCAGCCUUGGGAGCCUGAGGAACAUGGAGGUGAACAGGACGGGGCUCAUGGCCGGCCUAGGGUUCCCGCGCAAGGCGCUGUUCCGGAAGGGCGUGGCCGGCGACUGGGCGAACCACAUGACGCCCGAGAUGGCGCGCCGCAUGGACGAGGUGGUCGCCGACAAGUUCCGCGGCACGGGGCUCACGUUCCAGUGA